AUGUAUUUGAUGGAGGAUACCGAUGUGAAAAGGGGGAGGGAAGACGAUGUGAGGAAAAUGUUGAAGUGCAGUUCAGGAUUCAGAUUUCAGAAGGACAAGAUGGUUUGGAGGGCAAAUUUACUUGCAAGUUUUGUAUUGAAUAUAAUUCCAAUGCAAUUGUUUGGUGACAUAGAAAAUUUGCUUAUGAGAGCAGACCAUAAAACAGUUGAACUAGGGGAUUUUGGCUUAGCACGAGAGGAGUCACUAACAGAGAUGAUGACUGCUGAAACAGGAACAUACCGCCGGAUGGCUCCAGAGGGAGAAAAGAAGCAUUACAACCAUAAAGUGGAUGCCUACAGCUUUGCAAUUGUGCUGUGGGAGCUCUUGCACAACAAAUUGCCAUUUGAAGAUUUUCUAGUAUUGUUAGAUGUAGUUGAUGUUUCGGGAUGUUUUACUAUACAGAAUGUGAGACCUAGUGCUGAAAACCUGCCUGAGGAAUUGGCCAUCAUUCUAACAUCAUGUUGGAAGGAGGACCCAAAUGCUCGUCCUAAUUUCAGUCAUAUCCAGAUGCUCCUAAAUAAUCUUCCUAGCAUUUGUCCUCCUGAACCAGCUAUUCCUCCUCGAAUUUUUGCUUCAGAGAACACCAUCUUGCCACCGGAAUCUCCAGUUACAAGCUCUUUGAUGGGAGUGCGUGAUGACUCUAGGGAAACCCCCAAAGCGAAGACGGAAAAAAAGUGGAGAAGUUUCUUCUUCUGCUUUAAUCAGUGCUAUUAAUUCCUUAGCAAUAGAAGAAAUGGCAAGAACCUUUUUUCUAUGUGGGAAUCAAAAGAAGCCGAAGAUGGCUCAGAAACAAUAGGCUCGUUUACCUGGCAAGUACGCCCUCUGAUAACAUCAACAAUAUUUUUUUUAGAUUAAUAAAUUACAUUUUUUAAGUGAAAGUCCAAUUCAGUUGGAUGAAUCUGAUGUUGCUGUCAUUUUCCAUUGUUCAUAGUUGGGAGUAACUGGCAUUUCUCAUCAUUGACUAAAACUUGUGAAUUGGCGUUGUUUGAUAAUAAGAUGUAGGAAUUUCAACUCCGGUUCCGAGUAAAAAGGAGAGGAAGAUAUUGUGUAUGAUUUGUAUAAUGAAGUGUUAAUCACUCUAAAAGAAGAUAUUGUCAGAACCCAUUCCUGUCUCACCUUUGAGACCGGUUUGAAUUUUCAUUUUAUGAAACUUACUUCUGAGUCUUUUUCCUGGAAAACUUUCCGUUGCAAGUGGAGGUGGAGUUAAUUUUCAAGGCAUUCUAUUGAAAAGCAUUUGAUAAUGGAGAAUACUUGUAAUGCAAAAUAACAGAGUAUUGACCAUGAAUUUGAUAAUAAUUACCUCA
Molecule: messenger RNA, 1343 nt
Organism: Durio zibethinus
Lineage: Eukaryota; Viridiplantae; Streptophyta; Magnoliopsida; Malvales; Malvaceae
Source: RefSeq, a predicted model, not a curated record